This is a messenger RNA of Diorhabda sublineata, 5255 nucleotides long. RefSeq names its product sorting nexin-13-like. Gene Ontology annotation, cellular component: early endosome. Bases 199 to 3327 code for a protein of 1042 amino acids. The transcript has 17 exons. The record is from RefSeq and is a predicted model, not a curated record. Gene Ontology annotation, molecular function: phosphatidylinositol binding. Lineage: Eukaryota; Metazoa; Arthropoda; Insecta; Coleoptera; Chrysomelidae.
GUAGUAAAUCAAUGCAAUGAUCUGAUAUUUCUGUUUUAAAAUAUUUGACAAGUUGAUAACCUCAAAAAUAUGAUUUCAACACAUCAAAUCAAACAUAAAUACUGCACAAUCUUUGAUUAGUGCAAACAUUAAUUUUCGAUAAUGUUAUUACUCGUCUAUGUAAUUCGCUAUACACCAAAUGUAAGCUGUUGAAAAGAUAUGGAAACAAGUACAGCUGGAUGGUUUGGUCUUAUACUAAUUUUAUGUUUUACAAGCUUUGGUAUAUCAUGGCUGUUAAUUAUUACAUUGAGUUUAAUAUUAUUUAUAGUGGGCUUGGUGUCAUUGCUGUAUGUGCAACAAGGUAACAUAGAAAAAUUUUAUGUAAAAUGUGCUGGAAACCCUUUGACUUUGAACAACAUUAGAGAAGGCGGUAUAGAACACAUUGUGAAACAAUUAGAGAGUCCAAGAAAAGUACAAAAACGUGAUAGUAGAGUAACUGGAAGUGAAUUGAUUGAUAGUUCUUUACAAGAAAUUCUUGGUUACGUUAUUAGAGACUAUGUUUCAAAUUGGUAUAGUAUUAUAACCAAAGAUACUGAAUUUCCAGACAUCACAGUUCGACGUACAGCACAAACUUUUGCUAUAAAUAUAUCUAAUAGAGUUAAAGAAGUUGAUUGGAUACCAUAUUUAACACAAAAAUUUGUUGAUGACGCAGCUUCGCACUUAAGAUUAUUUAAACAGGCUAGAACGAAAAUAAAACUACAAGAAGUAGCUAGAGGACAGAAUAUUUCGCUGCAGAAGGAUAAAAGUUCCCCCAAAAAAAAUGUUCACAAAAGAAAUAAAAGCGAAACGGAUAUAAAUUGGUAUAAUGGGCGAACGUCAGAACUAAAAAAAGAUGCUGAAAGAGUGGGCAACUCUGUAUUUUAUGUGGGGGAUGAUAAAAAGGAUAUGACUUUGGAGGACUAUUUUUUUAAGCUAGAAUGUCAAAUGGAAAAUAAUGUUAUUUCACGAGAUGCCCUUUGUAGAAACGUAGAUAUUGAAAAGGAUUUUUUGUGUGAAUUAACUGAAAUUCUUUUAUACAUCCUACUUCCGGACGAAGAUUUUCAAUGUAAACCGCUUCGAUAUAUUCUAAGAGAAAUAUUUGUAAAUUGCGUUAUUUUACCACUAAUAAAUUUAAUUUCGGAUCCAGAUUAUAUAAAUCAGGCGAUAAUAUGGCUGUGUUUGAGAGAGAAUCAGUUGCCCACCGACAUAUUUAUAACUACUCUUAGAAUGACUGAUAACUGUGAUGAAUUGAAAAGUACCAAAGAUUUAAUAUCACUUGAAAUACAAACUCUGAGAUCUCGGGAUUUGGGAGGAGAAAGUGAUCUAGCAGUCAAACAACAACUCAGCAGCUUAUAUUACGUCUUAAAAAUAAUAGAUAAUAAAUUAUCCAAAAUGGAAAAUAUGGACAGUAUAGAUGGACAAAAUUUGGAUUAUAUUCAAAUAGAAAACAUCAAAAAAAUCGAACUUACUUUAGACCAAAUUUUAAAAAAUAACAUAGCGCUGUCAUAUUUUAUUGAUUUCGUUUCUAGUCAAGGAAAACAACUAGACCUCUUCUUCUAUUUAAAUGUUGAAGGUUGGAAAGUAUCCGUAGAACAACAAUUGUCGGAUCUUCAUCUAACUAAAUUAAUUAAAGGUUCAACAGAAAAUUUAAAUUCGACUUACGAAAAUAUCCGUUCCACUGCCCUGAGUAUUUACGAACAAUAUUUGGGUGAUAAAACUGAGCAAAAAGUACAAAUAAAACCGGCGAUUGUACAAACGUUACAUUUCAAGAUUCGAAAUCUAAACGAAAUCCCUUCGGAAACUUGGUUCGAUACUGUUCUCGAAGCUACUUACGAAAAAAUGGAAAAUAAUUUUUUGCCGUUGUUCAAAAAAAGCAAAUCGUACGUUAAGUUAUUACAAGAACUCGAUCUAUUACAACAAGCUAACUCCGAAGAUGACGUAAUCAGUAUUAACAGUAGUGAAUGUGUAGACGAACCUCCAAAUGUGGCAACUAGAAAAAUGGAUCUUCUGUCUGUUGAAAGUCCCAAGAACGUAAAACACGCUAGAUCGUGGAGCGACGUAACAAUGCUGAUUGGAAAAAAUGAAUCCGAAAUAAAAUCACGUAGCUCUAGUCUAGAAAAAAGGAUAACCGCUAACGGAUCUGAUGUAGUUAAAGAAGAAGAAAGAAAAAUCGACGAAAAACUUUUGAAAACCGGAAAUUUUACUCUUAACGUGAAUAUUAUUGAAACUGGAAUAGUUUGUGAAAAGGGUAAAACAUUUGGUAUAUAUGCCAUUCGAGUUAGUAGAUCAUAUGAGACAGGGUACCAAGAAGAAUGGCAUAUUUAUCGAAGAUAUAGCGACUUUCAUGACCUUUAUUCCAAAGUUAAGGAAAAGUUUCCAGAUUUAUCGAAACUUCCAUUUCCCGGUAAGAAAACAUUCCAUAAUAUGGACCGAGCCGUUUUAGAAAGAAGAAUGAAAAUGCUGGGUUCGUAUAUGAAUGAAUUGUGUCGUAAUCAUGUGAUAUCAACUCAUCAAGGUCUUAAAGAACUUGUGAUAACGUUCCUCGAACAGGGAGAUUAUGAUAGAGCAAAUGGAGGACCAAUAUCUAGUACCAUCGAUACUUUGGUGAAUCCUCUUAAAACUGGAAUGAAAACAAUUAAAAAUAUGCCGGAACAUCUUAUUAACACUGUUGAUGAAGUAGUCGUCGGUCUAACGAAGGUGUUCCAUCCAAAACCAGUGAGGUUUCCGGAAGCUUGUAAAGUUGGUGCCUCAAUAGAAGAAACCGACGACAACAUUCCACUUAGAAUAAUGUUAUUGAUGAUGGAUGAAGUGUUUGAUUUAAAGUCUAGAAAUCAAUGGUUGAGAAGAAGAAUCGUAACACUUUUGAGGCAGAUAGUGAGAACAAUGUUUGGUGAUAUAGUGAACCGCAGAAUACUCGAAUAUGUGUCCUUCAUCACUAGUCCAAAGAAUGUAGCACAUUAUUUGUAUAUUUUUAAACAUUCUUUUUGGCCAAAUGGUAUUAGAAAUGAAAAGAAACCAGAACGAGAUAAUGAUACUAAAAAUAGAACAAGAGUGGCUGCUAAAGUUGCUCUUUUAUCGAGCCUGUCAGAUGAACUCAAACAUAUUAUUGGUUCAGAGACGACUAGGCGAGGUUUACUUACAAUUUUCGAUCUUUUCCAAAGACCAAUUUUAAACCGUAGAUUAUUAUAUGUAUUAUUAGAAGGUAUAUUAUGUAAUUUAUUUCCCGAUAAGGAAAUGAGUAAAUUAAUUAUAAAAUUAUAUUCAAAAACAAAGAAAAACGAACACACCAAUACUCCAAAGACUAGGUGAUUAAUUUUAAGUUUUUCUAUUUUGUUAUCGGUUCUUUUUUGACAUAGUUACAAGGUUAAGUUACAGGGUGGCGCAAUAGAACCUGUCUGUGGUCCUAGACUUUUUGAUUGUGGUUUAAACGUGGAACCGGUUUCUUCAAAACGCUUAUUUUGAUUAAAUUUACACUCGGAACUUCAUUAACCCAUAUUCUGAACGACACAGUUGUCUCGUGAUGGCUAUUAAAACUACACGAGUGCAACUAUCCAAACGCUCCCCCAGCCACGCAUCUUAUCUUGUGAAAAAAGAUGUUGCGAUAUGCACGUUCUACUGUACCACCCUGUAAAUGAGAUGAAAAAACAUUCAGGGUUUCUUGAUAAAAAUAAUGAUGAAUUUAUGCCAUAUUUUUCUGUUUAAUUAGUUAACAUGAAGCUGUGUUCAGCUAUAGGCCCAGUUUGAUGCGUCGCUCCUUUUGAUAAAACGAUUUUAUUAAUUUUAAUUCAAUAUUUUUAUUUUAAACUAACAUUAUUUUAUUGUAGUAUAAUUUUUAAGUAUUUAUAAUAAACACGAAAGAAAAAUAGGGUAUAAUCCUUAGGUACAUAAAUAAUUAUUUUCUUUUUAUUAUUAAUCAAUUUGAAAAUUUACUUUUCCUAACAUUGGUCUUUAAUAGUGCAAAAUCCCACUCAACCUUUUUUAGCUGAAAUACUAAAAAUAAAUCGAAAAGCAAUGUCCACAUUCGAAUAAACAUCGUAUAUUUACAUGUAUGUAAAAUAUUCUCGCUUGAGUCGAUUCAACUGUUUUUUCAGUAUACAUUCCAGACAAAAUCUUCCACAAAAACUAAUCUGAAUCUUAUUUUUUUUUUCGUUUCUAAAAUUUAGGGGUUUCAAAAAUUUUACCGCUGGGCCUCACGGGCCAAAGCAUAAAUCCAUCACCAGCAGUGUUCAUAAAUUUUAAUUUUUCUUUAUUCCAUACUUUCAUGUUUUUAUGUCACUACCUAUGUAACUGUGUCGUGCCAUUUUUUGUUUUAUUUGUUACUUAAUUUCGUUGAAAAAAUUUUGAAAACUUUGUAGAACAUAAUAUUUAUUAUUUUAUUUUCAAAUGAAAAUCAUUUACAAAGUGAAAAAUAGUUACGGAACAUGCACAAUGUACUAAAAUCAGCGCCUAAGACGCUAUCAACAAAGCCAUCCACUGAAAUUUUCAGUAGGAAUACUUUGAAAAAAGGGAUGUACAUAGCUUGUACCCUUAACACUUAUUAAUUUCUCGAAUAGGAAAACUAAGAUAUGAGCUCGGAAACUAGAUCAGGAUCAAUAAAUUAUAAUUGAGAAUAUACUUAUUAGGGUGACCCAAAAAAAAAACGAUGUGAUAAUAAAUUACUUCAUUACUAUAAUACUGUAAUUUGCUGUCAGAUACUCAGUCUUGUUUAUAAUAAUUUCUAAAAAAUAAUUUAUAAACCUAGUGAUAAGUAGUACUACGCAGUUUUCAAAAGUAAGUUAUUUUCGAAGACAUACUGUAUAUUAUUUCUAUUUAUUUUUCUUAAAUAUUAUACAGCGUGUCCAUAAAUUCGACUUUCAUCGAUUGUUAUUGAAACUUCGCCACCACUAUUCAAAAAUUUUUGGAAAACCCUUUAAUCGCAGUAGUACAUUUUUUUUUCAAGGAAAACGUGUAGUUUAACGAACAAAAAUCAUUUUGUAGGACAUUAACCUGUAAGUUGAUACAGAAGAAACUAUUUAUUAUUUUUUUCCUAAAUAAUCACAAUUGCAGUCACGAAAUGUUUGCCAAGAAAACGAUUAAUUUUAGAUUAUUCCGAUCAUUUGACCCAAGGAAUUUCCCUUAGAACGUUAGCAGUCGAAUUUAGUGACACCCUGUAUAUAAUAGCCUAUACUGUUGAUAGUAUUAUUUGUAAACGUAAUACAGCCAUUUUAUUUUCUAAAAUUAUACAAUAUUACAAUUAA